AGGAUCACCCAGAGCAGACAACCUCCAGUCGCUCAUUCGGUAGCGGAGAGGAGAAACAACAGUCGAGAGCGCGGAAGUGGAAAACGCAACAGUGAUGUUUUAAACUGAGGGAAACUCCUCGAAACAUCAAUCUUUGCAUGACAGCUACUUCCAAAUUCAGGUUUCGUUUUAAUUCGUAGAUGCGUAGUCAUCCAGGGGUGGAGCCGCGGUGCCGUGCCUGUGGAGCGUCUCCGGCGGUGUGACAGAGGUGAAGGAUCAGCCAGGGUGGCCGAGCAGUCAGGAGGAUGCUGGAGGGCAAUGCCUGCAGAAAGAGAGGAUGAGAUUUGUCGAAAGGCGCUUGAGUUGCUCUCCGACCUGUGCUCAAAGGGAGAGGUGCAGGACGACAACUGCCUAGAUUUCAUUUACUAUUUCAGGGACCUGGCCAGACCUCGUUACUCCGACUCUGAUGUAUCAGUGAGCCUGUUGUCCCUGCUGGUGACCACAUGUGGUCUGGCUUUAUUCAGCGUCUCCCUAUUUGUAUCAUGGAAACUUUGCUGGGUACCCCUGAGUGGCCGAUUCCUCCCAGAUGUCCUCAAGGGGGCACAUUUUCUGGGAGGGGACCAAGAGCCUGUCCUAACAGAGGUGGAUGGGGAUGAUCGGGAGUACAGUGAAGAUGGCUGCAUGAAGGAGCCCACAGGCCCACCACUGGCUGUGGCUGUCCCAGAGUCGGCUCUAAAGAUCAGCCACACAUCACCUGACAUCCCUUUGGAGACUCAGGCCAAGGUGGACCACAUCCAAAGCCACACUUUGGCCAGGGACAGAGUGCAAAGACAAAUUACUGAACCCACCUCAUCAGUACGGCACAACUCCAUCCGUCGUCAGAUGAACCUGUCCAAUCCAGAGUUCAAUCCUGCUCAAUUCCAGCGCCAGGAGAGUCUGACUGGUUUAGGUCGGCUCAAACCUGAGCUUUACAAGCAACGCUCAGUAGAUCCAGAUGACGGACGUAGACCGGACGGCUGUGGACGUCUCCAUUUCAUCCUUAAAUUUGACUUCGAUCUGGAGCAACUUAUAGUGAAGAUUCAUAAGGCUCAAGAUCUACCUGCCAAGGACUUCUCAGGGACUUCUGAUCCUUACGUCAAGAUUUACCUGCUGCCUGACCGUAAAACCAAGCACCAGACUAAGGUGCACCGAAAAACUCUCAACCCAAUAUUUGAUGAGGUGUUUCUAUUUCCAGUGGCAUACACCGAGUUGUCCAGUCGUAAGCUGCACUUUAGUGUCUAUGACUUUGAUAGGUUCACUCGCCAUGAUUUGAUUGGUCAAGUGGUGGUGGACAAUUUCCUGGACCUUGCAGACUUCCCACGAGAGACCAAAUUGUGCCGGGACAUACAAUAUGUCACAUCGGACAAUGUGGACCUGGGGGAGCUGAUGUUCUCAUUGUGCUAUCUCCCCACGGCUGGCAGGCUCACCAUCACUAUGAUCAAAGCCAGAAAUCUCAAAGCCAUGGACAUCACUGGAGCUUCAGAUCCAUAUGUAAAGGUGUCACUAAUGUGUGAGGGCCGGAGGCUAAAGAAGAGGAAGACAUCAACCAAGCGCAACACUCUGAACCCAGUUUACAAUGAAGCCAUUGUGUUUGAUGUUCCCCCGGAAAACAUUGAGCAAAUCAGUUUACUAAUAGCAGUCAUGGACUAUGAUCGGGUUGGACAUAAUGAAGUCAUCGGGGUGUGCAGGGUGGGCAAUGAGGCUGAUACUCUGGGAAGGGACCACUGGAGUGAGAUGCUGACGUAUCCACGCAAGCCUGUGGCACACUGGCACCCGCUAAUAGAGUGGGUAGGACAGGGGGCGGCAGGGAGUGGAAGUCAAGGAGGAUCCACCAAUUCCUUAAAGGCACCACCCUCACCGUAAUCUCACACACACACACACACACACACACACGCACGUGCAAACUAAGACUGAAAUGAAAUACUGAAAAAUGGGCCUGCUAAAAACUACCGUUAAGGCUUAACUCUACAUCUUACUUACUUCACAACCGAAAAACUUACAUUCCAACUGAAAAGCUGCCGUUUGUUGUUUCGCUGUUACUGAAUUAGCUGUUAAAAAUGUCAAAAUAGGUGGAACAUGCUUUUGUGGAAAGUGUAACUUAAAUAUUUGUGAUCGAUGAGGUGUUAUACAAUAUUUUCUCUACAGUUUCAUUCGAGAGUCUUCGCAAAAACCUUAGUUUUGAUUUCUGAGCUACUUUCUUACGGUGUAUGCUUCUUGUAAAUAUAUAAAUAAUAUAUUCAUGCAUUUGCUUCAAGUAUAUGUACAUAGACUAACGCAAAGCAAAUGAUGUUGUUUUUAACCGCAUGUUAAAGUAACAUUUUUCACAGGGUGUGGUCCAAAUAGAGAAAAUGAAAACUGAAAAAUGUUGGUGACAGUAAACCUGGUAUGUGUUGCAGAGAAUUGAUCCUAAUUGUCAUGUGUGUAUCUAUGGUGGCUGGUUAUAUUUAUUUAUGCGUUUUAUUUUGCUGAGGGCAGAUUAAUUUCAACCAUCCUAAUUUAGGAACAUGUUACUAUAAGCAAAAUAAAACUAGCCAUUGAAACAGGAAUCCAUUUAAAAAAAGCAAGAAACCGCCAAUAUUAUUUUUUAACCAUUUAGCUAUCCACAUAAAGUACUGCAUAACACCAUAUUUGGAUAUAUUUGGAAGGGAAUACGUCUUCCUGUCUGUCCUUUUCUUAAUAACCAUUCAUCUUUAUGCUGAUCAAAUGUAUUGUGGAUGCUUAAAGGCGUAAUGCUACUCAAAACAAUGGAAAUUCAUGUUUCUGUCAACUCAUCUUUCACAAUUAUUAUCUUAUUCACGCCUGUGUUGCAUUGUUGUUUUGCAUAUAAUUAAUUGUGCUUUGUUGUUUUGUUAGUUAACAGUGACACUUGUCAAAAGUCUUAUUUUGUAUGGCUAUUCCGCCUCAGUCCUGUCAGUUACAAUGAAUAUGUAUCGCAGAAGGCACAGACAUCUGAGCUAAAUAAAGCAUAAUUUACAUUCCAAAACAGAAAACAUGUUAUUGAUGAUGCUGUUUUUUUUUUUUACCGUUUUUGUUUAGUUUUACUUUACAUUGAAACCUAAUCUUGUAUUUUCCAACCUGUUUUAAGUAAGUGUUAAGUUUUUGGGAAGUUUUUGUUCAUAAAUAGCAGUGGCAAACUGUGUUUGUAAGUCAAAUGCAUGCAUUACAUGUCAUCAAUUUUUGCUUAAAGCUCUUUCUUUGUCAGACCAUAUUGUACCACAAGUUGUAUAAUGAUAAUUAAUAAAUAUUUCUAUAUGGAUGGAUUGGUUUAUACUGACAUGAAUGAGAACAGUUCGAGUUCGAGAGAGAACAAGUGAGAAACACCCUGGUCUUUGUCACCGAUCCUGUUCAGAAUCUUCAUGGACAGACUUUCUAUUCACAGCCAAGACGUCGAGGGAGUCCAGUUUGGGGGGCCUUAGGAUCUCAUCUCUGCUGUUUUGCAGACAAUGAGGUCCUGAUGGCCUCAUCGGGCUGUGACCUUCAACGUUUACUGGGGUGGUUUGCAGUUGAGUGUGAAGCUUCUGGGAUAUAAGACUCAGCACCUCCAAAUUUGAGGUUAUGAUUCUCAGGGUGGAUUGCACCCUCCGGCUUGGGAGUGAGGUCUUGCCCCAGGUGGAGGAGUUCAAACAUUCACGAGUGAGGGAAGGUUAGAGACAGGCGGAUCGGCGAAGCAUCUGCAGUAAUGCGGAUUCUGUACCGGACCGUCAUUUUGAAGAGAGAGCUGAGCCGGAAGGCAAAACUCUCAAUUUACCGGUCGAUCUAUGUUCCCACCCUCACGUAUGGUUAUAAGGGUUUGAGUUGUGACCGAAAGAACAAGAUCCGGGAGGGGCUCAGACUAAAGCCACUGCACUUCACCUUGAGAGGACCUAGUCAAGGUGGCUCGGGCAUCUAGGCCGGAUGCCUCCCGGACGCAAUCCCACCUGGGAAAAAGCCGCAGACCGGGGACACGCUGGAAGGAUUAUGCCUCACAGCUGGCCUGGGAACGCCUUGGUGUCCUCUCGGUGAAACUGGAAAAGGUGGCUGAGACCGGGAAGUCUGGACUUCCCUCCUGAGACUGCUGCCCCUAUGAUCCGGACCCGGCUAAGCAGAAGAAAAUGGAUGGAUGGGAUGGAAGUGAGAAACACACCUACAAUAUAAGCAAGCUCACACCUGCUAUGCGGGUGCUCCCUACCAACUAUUGUGAUUGAAGAACUUGUCAGGACGCAGAGUCACAUGUACUUUACACAUAGUAGUGUCAUACGUUGUGCCUGUACUGACGUUGAAUCCCACAGCAUCAUUUAUAUUUUUAAAAUAUGUUUGACUCUAACUGACAUCAUUUCACAAUCCAUUAAAACAAUGAUUUAUAAGCAGCCUCGCCCUAUAGCUAACACUCACAGCCAACAGACCGGAGCAUGCUAAGUUAAUGACUGAACAGGAACAGAGAUAGGGGAAACCCCAGGGGCUGCAUCUCACCAUGUUCUAGCAGUCCUAACAACACAUAAGCGUUUUGGUUCAUUGUGGUUGCCAUGCCUAGUGCUAAGUGCUAAUGAUACAGUAUGUGUGCCUCAUAGGGACUGAAAGGAAAUGUGUUGUUGACUAGGUUUGUGUGUAUGUGUGGGGACAAAAACACACAAACAAUUAUUGAUUGGUCUUGUCCCUCGAAGUGACAAUGAUGAUAACAAUGACAGCAGUCCUUUCCAAUGUUCAGUAACACAUAGUAGGGAACUAUGAAGUAUAUACCUCUAUGUGUAUUGAUGGACCCGAAAUAUUACUUUUCCUUGUAAACUAUUGUCUUGUACUUCUCAGUAACUACAAUGGUACCAGCUGCUGGGAGUGGUGCACUGACAGUAUUGUUGUAAUGCCCACCAAUGUAAAAAUGUUCACAAAUGCAAUAAAGCAUAAACAUUAUAAAAAUCUACUUAAGAAGAAUUGCCUUGUGGGAAGUUGAGUCUCUCUCUUCCCUCUCUCGUCUGUUGUCAUUGUUUUCUGCUUCCUGAUUGGCUGUAGACCAUUGUCAAUCAAUCUCUGUCAUGCUGCCUUGUCUCCUGUAUUGUCGCUAGCUUGCUUGCUUGCUGGCUUGUAAAUGAAUCUUUGAAAACACUACGGGGACACUUAUAUCACGCAUCCCAGAUCACUAACACCAAUUGUCAGAGGAGAUACGUGAAUAAAAUUUUUUUUUAAAUUAGCGCCCUAACACUCACAAUUACGAGUGUGCCUGAACGUGUCACAGUGCAGAGCGCACAGUCAGAUCAGAAAGAAGGAAGGCGACAGAGCAGGAAGUUGCUCAUUGCUCUGUGUUAGUUACUGUAUAUGAAUAAGUAAGUUUGAUGAUUAUGUUGUUUAAUCUUAAAUAUGUCAUUGAUAUUGGUGUUCCGAUCCCCUCACUGGGAAAACCUGGCAAUGUAUGUGCGGAUUCCCAUGAAAAUGAGGCUUUAUCGCUGGUUGUAUGUAUUUUUGCACUUCGGAUACUGCUUUAUCAUGUUUGUUAAACUUUCCCUUUCAAUUUGGUAUCAAAUUAAUAUGCAGACUUAAAUCAUAGCGAUUGCAAGUGGAAAAAAAUGAAGCUCAAGUUCAGCCUAUUCAAACGGAAGGAUUGGGAUUGGCUGACCCACUCUAGGUCAUGCUCUGAGAAGCCCUCUGUGGAUCAGCCUCCUGAGACCAUCGCUGACCCACAGCCAAAUUGGUCGUGUUGGAUCAUGGUGCUGAAUAAAGACUCUCUCAUGUCAGUUACAUGCGCUCAUCUGUGAAGAACCGGGCUCCAAAUCUGACACUUCCGGUGUUGGAGAAAGUCAAACAACCCAUCAUUGCUUUGGACAGAAUCAUGCACAAGAGUGGUCUUCUGGAGGCAAGUUUUAGGACUCUGAUAGUGAUAGUGCUGCUGCUCGAUUGUACUUCCUACAACCUCCUUUUAUAACUCCUGAUAUACUGGCCUGUCUCCUGAUAUCACUUCCCUGCUCUUGACACUGUGCUGUGAGCAACAAACCUUUCUAUUGUGUGUAGAUGCAGGGUUUCC
Messenger RNA from Dunckerocampus dactyliophorus (ringed pipefish), 6007 nucleotides. RefSeq names its product synaptotagmin IXb (gene syt9b). Gene Ontology annotation, biological process: calcium-ion regulated exocytosis; regulation of calcium ion-dependent exocytosis; regulation of dopamine secretion. The coding region runs from base 298 to 1881 and encodes 527 amino acids. The record is from RefSeq and is a predicted model, not a curated record. Gene Ontology annotation, molecular function: phosphatidylserine binding; clathrin binding; calcium-dependent phospholipid binding. The transcript has 8 exons. NCBI's taxonomy places the organism in Eukaryota, Metazoa, Chordata, Actinopteri, Syngnathiformes, Syngnathidae. Gene Ontology annotation, cellular component: membrane; dense core granule.